Thelazia callipaeda (thelaziosis nematode) is the source of this 5229-nucleotide messenger RNA. The record is from the annotation of a GenBank genome assembly. Lineage: Eukaryota; Metazoa; Nematoda; Chromadorea; Rhabditida; Thelaziidae.
AUGUCUGGUAGUCAAUUUUUAUUUCAGUUCUUAGAGAAUGAAAACAUUUUGCGACGUUCUUCAAGACAGCGAAAAGAAACACAAGAGUCAUCGCGGAAAGAAUCACAGGAGUCAACCCUGGGUGUGGAGAAGAGAAAAACCCAGAAAAGGUAUUUGGUACUAGUUACGAUUGAAAAGAAGUUGCCAAAAUCUGAAGAUGAAACAAGUGACUCAUCUAUGGAUAUUGAGUCGACGCGUAAGAGACAUCAAAUAUCAUCAAAACCACAGUGUAAGAAACGAUUACGGAAGCAACAGAUAAGUUCUGAUGAUGAUGAUUCCGAAGGCAAUCGUCCAAUACGUCGGAGCAAAGUUGCUGCAGGAAGAAGUCGUAUAAAUUAUCGAGAUAUCAGCUCAGAUGAAGAGAUUAAUACUGACGACGUAUUGGAAUGGGACGAAGGCGACACAGUUGAAGAUACUUGUGCAGCAGAUCACUCUGCUUUGAGUUACGAAACAAUUGAGAAAGUACUCUGCCAUCGAGCUGGGUAUCCUGGCGCAACUGGAGCGUCUACAACAUGUUAUAAUGUGGAAGAUAAGGGCGAUCCAAAUAUAAAACUAGCAGAAAACUACAGUGAAAAAGAGUUGGAACGUCAAUAUUUAAUCAAAUGGCUAGGUUGGUCACAUCUUCAUAACACGUGGGAAUCGGAAAACAGCUUAAAACUAUGUAAUGCAAAGGGAUUGAAAAAAAUUGACAAUUAUAUGAAGCGCCUGAGAGAUAUUGAAGAAUGGAAACUCACUGCAGAUAAAGAAUAUAUUGAGUUUUUCAAUUGUGAACAAGAAAUGAACGACGAACUUAACGAACAGUACAAGAUUGUUGAACGAGUGAUAGCUCAUCAAGUAUCGCGUAAUCAAAGUGAAGCAGAAGGGAGAGAAUAUUUUGUUAAAUGGUGUGGUUUACCUUAUUCUGAAUGCACAUGGGAAGAAGAACAUUUGAUUGCUCGUCAGUUUCAGCAUAAAAUUGAUGCAUAUUUUAUGAGACGAAAUAAUGGGAAAACACCCAACAAACAUUGCUUGGCAUUGAAAAAACGACCAAAAUUUGAAAAACUCAAUGAUAUCCCUAGUUUUUUAAUACGAAAAGAUGAUUCAGAGCAUGAAUUGCGCGAUUAUCAGUUAGAGGGAGUGAACUGGAUAUUACAUGCUUGGACCAAAGAAAACAGUUGCAUUCUUGCGGAUGAAAUGGGUUUGGGCAAAACAAUCCAAAGUAUUAGUUUUUUAUCUGUACUCUAUCACAAAUAUUAUCUCUAUGGGCCAUUUCUGGUUGUAGUACCAUUAAGCACAAUGGCAUCGUGGCAGCGUGAAUUUGAAAUGUGGGCACCAGAUCUUAAUGUUGUCACUUAUGUCGGUGAUGUCACUAGUCGUGAUUUGAUAAGACAAUUUGAAAUGUUUGUACAGAGCACAAAACGGCUAAAAGCUAAUGUUGUAUUAACAACGUACGAAAUACUCCUGAAAGACAAGGCAAAUUUUUUUCAUAACAUCAAAGAUUUAUCUUUUCUUGGUUCUUUCGAAUGGAGCGUAUUAGCUGUCGAUGAAGCACAUCGUUUGAAAAAUGAUGAAUCACUGCUAUAUCGUUCGUUAACAGAAUUCACAACAAAUCAUCGAUUGCUCAUAACAGGAACGCCACUGCAAAAUUCAUUGAAAGAACUCUGGGCGUUGCUCCAUUUCAUUAUGCCAGAAAUGUUCGACAGUUGGCCUGAGUUUGAGACUGAACAUCAUGAUUCUAAUCACAAAGCUAUUGCAUCAUUACAUCGCAAGCUACAACCUUUUUUGCUGAGACGGGUGAAAAAAGAUGUUGAAAAAUCACUACCAGCAAAGGUUGAGCAAAUCCUUCGUGUUGACAUGACUGCCCAGCAGAAGCAAUAUUAUAAAUGGAUUUUAACAAAAAAUUACAAGGAACUAUCGAAAGGUGUAAAAGGAUCCAUAAAUGGAUUUGUAAAUCUGAUGAUGGAGUUAAAAAAAUGUAGUAAUCAUGCAUCACUUGUUCGGCCAUACGAUCAUUAUGAAGAAGGUGUGGAUGAUCGAUUGCAGCAGUUGCUAAAGUCGUCUGGUAAAUUAAUCUUACUGGACAAAUUGUUAUGUCGUUUGCAAGAAACUGGACAUCGUGUACUGAUAUUCUCACAGAUGGUAAUGAUGCUUGAUAUCAUUCAGGAAUAUCUACAGCUUCGACGCUUUCCCUCGCAGAGAUUGGAUGGUUCUAUGCGUUCUGAUCUUCGUAAAGCAGCAUUAGAUCAUUUUAAUGCUUUAAAUUCAUCAGACUUUUGUUUUCUUCUUUCUACCCGAGCUGGUGGUCUUGGCAUCAAUUUAGCUACUGCUGAUACGGUGAUUAUAUUUGAUUCAGAUUGGAACCCUCAAAAUGACUUACAAGCGAUGAGUCGUGCUCAUAGGAUUGGCCAGAAGAAACAGGUCAAUAUAUAUCGGUUAGUGACUAAGGCAUCAGUCGAAGAAGAAAUUGUGGAAAGAGCAAAAAGAAAGCUAGUAUUAGACCACCUUGUCAUUCAGAGGAUGGAUACAACAGGUCGAACAGUACUAUCAAAAACUAAUGUGUCUAAUAGUACAAUACCUUUUGAUAAGCAAGAGCUGGCUAUGAUUUUAAAAUUCGGAGCGGAAGAGCUUUUUAAAGAAAAAGAGGGUGAAGAACAAGAACCAGAAGUUGAUAUUGAUAAUAUUUUACAAGGCGCUGAAACACGGGAAUGUGAUCAGCAGGACUGUGGCAGUGAGUUACUCAAUGCCUUUCGUUACGCAGAUUUUUCAUUUGAUGAGAAUAAAGAUGUUCCAAAGUUAAAUAUGUCAACUGCUGCAAGCAAAACAAAUCAGGAUUCGACAACAUCAAAAUCUUGGGAUGAAAUCAUUCCAGAAGCUGAUCGAAGAAAGAUUGCUGACCAGGAAAGAGAAAGAGCUGAAAAGGAGCUUUUUCUUGGUCCCAGACAAAGGACAAAGAUACCAGAGGUGGCUGCAGAUGCUGGUGAUAGUGAUGAAGAUAGGAAAAAAAAGCUGAGACGGAAACGUGGUAGGGAAUCGCCAUCAAGUGAAGAAGAAGAAGGCUCAGAUGAAGAUAAACCAAAGCGUGGGCGGAAAAAGAUGCUUUUCAAUUUUACUGAGUCAGAAGUGCGGAAAUUCGUUCGAAGUUUUCGAAAAUUUGCAGAGCCGUUGACUAGGUUAGAAGCAAUAGCUCAAGAUGCAGAAUUGGAAGAGUUUAGCAAAAAUGAGCUUCAACAGCUGGGUAAUGAACUGCUAAUUGGGUGCCAAAAAGCUCAAAAUGAUUAUGAAGCGGUUUUUAAGGAAACAGUGAGAAAACCGUCUGAGGAUGGGAGGAAGAAACAGGAUCGUGGAGCAAUUUUCAAAUUUGGAAAUAUUGAUGUGUAUGUACGACCACUGCUUAAAAUGCAGUCAGAUCUUGUUCCACUGCAUAGUCUUGUCAAAAGUGCUGGGGAUAUCAGGCUGCUGCAAAUCCCAGGACAUCCGAAGAAGCAAAAAGGAUGGGAUGUUCAAUGGGAAAUCGAGGAUGAUUUAGCAUUACUAAAAGGGAUUUAUCGAUACGGUCUUGGUAGCUGGGAAGAAAUCAAAAUGGAUCCUGAUUAUGGUUUAGCAGAAAAAAUUUGGUUGAAAGAUAAAAGUAAAAAACCACAAAGUAAGCACAUUCAAGCUCGAGCCGAAUAUCUUCUGAAAUAUCUUGCCCGUUUUACAAAUGCUAAAGGAAGCAAUUUUUUAAUUGAUGUAUUUGUUGUUCAGGAUAAAGCAAAUGAAAAGAAAACGUUGAAGGAUGAAAGGAAAGAUAAAAAAUCGAAAGGAGAACAUGGGGAGGAAAAGGCUGGUAUAGAGAAAAAAGAGUCGAAACUGAAAAAAGAAAAAAUUGUGGCAAGUUUGAAUCAUCUAAGCAUAAACAAAUCAAAGUUUAAGAAGGACAUUGAAAACAAGAAAUCGUCACAAUUCACGGAGUGUGUGAAAAUCAUGCGACCUGCUCAGAAAUACAUGAGAAAGUUGGUUCACUGCGAUGGCUUAAGCACAACUGAUUCUUUGCGGUAUUUGCUCAAGAUUGGUGAUCAUAUCAAUGAACAUCUCGGACAAAUCAGCUUGAUGUCUAUUUCUGAAGAGCAUGUGGAAAAAUGGCACUCAUAUCUGUGGAUAUUUUUUUCGUGUUUCACUCGUCAGGAACCCAGCGAUUUACUGAAACGUUAUCGUAUUGCUGCGAAAAAUCGCGCUGAUAAUGAUGGAGAUGUACAUUUUUUAUUUGAAACUCAUCGCAAACAUCAUCACCAUCAUCACCAUCACCAUGAUAAUAAGAGCAAUCAAUAUAAUGACAACUCAGCGAAUCAGGGUGGUAUAUUAACUGUCGGUAUUGGUGCAAGUGAUCGAAAAUUAGAAACCACAGUUAGUGCUAAAAGUGAUGCAAAAGCUAUAAAGGAUUCAAAAUAUUUUCGUUCCAGCAGUGAUGGAAAAGAAGUAAAUAGGGAACAUCUAAGCAGGCCGGGAUCACAAAAACAUAUACAUUCUGCGAAGCAGGAGAAUAUUUUGAGAAGAAGGGAUGAAAGCCAGCAGCAUGUUGAAAUUAAUGAUGAUCUUGACAGCUACAAACCAUCAGUAUCACAGUUACAGCAAUCCUUUCCUUCGUACUCGAAUUUUAACGAUAAUGAUAAUCACAAGGAGCACUCAAAUCUGCGUGGAGAUUACAGUAAUAGUAGAUUCUAUCAUUCUCAUCGUGAUCGUUCUGGUUACCGCGACUUGGCUGCUAAUAGGCAUGAACAACAAUAUCACUUCAGAGAUCAUAGGCGAGAACAGAACUAUCACCGAGAUGAUCGAGUUUCUUAUUGGGGAAGGAAUCAUACUGAGCUGCAUCAUGAUCAUGGCGAUCGUGAUUACCGACAGGAGUUCCGUUAUGCGUCAAGUUCUUCAAAUCCUAUUAGUGCUGAUUCUUCACGCUGGUCUGGAAAUAGUGUUUCAUCUCUUCUCCCAUCUCAUUCAGUAACACACUAUGUAAGCAGCAAUAAAAUACCAUUUCUAAUUUCUUCCUCAUCUCGGCCGUCUAGUAUCACCGAAACAAAAUCAUACACAGCUGUCGUGCGCGAGAAUAAUUCUAUACAUAUCCCCUUUGUGCGACCGCCACCAUUGCCACCGCAAAUACCGCCGUAUCUGGAGCCACCGCGGUGCAAAGAUUCGUAUAGUAACAAUAUUGUUAGUACGAGUGACUCAAGAAGGUAG